This is a messenger RNA of Phyllostomus discolor (pale spear-nosed bat), 2147 nucleotides long. RefSeq names its product four and a half LIM domains 1 (gene FHL1). Gene Ontology annotation, molecular function: transmembrane transporter binding. The coding region runs from base 245 to 1216 and encodes 323 amino acids. The record is from RefSeq and is a predicted model, not a curated record. Gene Ontology annotation, biological process: muscle organ development. The transcript has 8 exons. NCBI's taxonomy places the organism in Eukaryota, Metazoa, Chordata, Mammalia, Chiroptera, Phyllostomidae.
CGCCCUACAUCGCGCGCCCGGCUGAGGGGGCUCAGUCCGCUGCCGCUGCCACCACCACCACCGCUGCUGUCGCCGCCGCGCUUCGGUCUUGGUGCAGGUAGUGGCAGCCUCCUGGACAGCUGCGCUGCCGAGCAUCCCUAGGCAGCACGUUGGAAGUCAUUGACAACUACACCCAGCCCUUGCCAAAUACAUCGCAUUGUACACACAUCCAGUGUGAGGUCCCUCCAGGUACAAGGUGGGCACCAUGGCUGAGAAGUUUGACUGCCACUACUGCAGGGACCCCCUGCAGGGGAAGAAGUAUGUGGAGAAGGAUGGCCACCACUGCUGCCUGAAGUGCUUUGACAAGUUCUGUGCCAACACCUGCGUGGAAUGUCGCAAGCCCAUUGGUGCAGACUCCAAGGAGGUGCACUAUAAGAACCGCUAUUGGCACGACACCUGCUUCCACUGUGCCAAGUGCCUGCACCCUUUGGCAAACGAGACCUUUGUAUCCAAGGACAACAAGAUCCUAUGCAACAAGUGUACCACACGGGAGGAUUCCCCCAAGUGCAAGGGCUGCUUCAAGCCAAUUGUGGCAGGAGAUCAGAACGUGGAGUACAAGAAGACCGUCUGGCACAAAGACUGUUUUACCUGCAGCAACUGCAAGCAAGUCAUUGGGACUGGAAGCUUCUUCCCUAAAGGGGAAGACUUCUACUGCGUGACUUGCCAUGAGGCCAAAUUUGCCAAGCAUUGCGUGAAGUGCAACAAGGCCAUCACAUCUGGAGGAAUCACUUACCAGGAUCAGCCCUGGCAUGCCGAGUGCUUUGUGUGUGUUACCUGCUCUAAGAAGCUGGCUGGGCAGCGUUUCACCGCUGUGGAGGACCAGUAUUACUGCGUGGAUUGCUACAAGAACUUUGUGGCCAAGAAGUGUGCUGGAUGCAAGAACCCCAUCACUGGGAAAAGGACUGUGUCAAGAGUGAGCCACCCAGUCUCUAAAGCUAGGAAGCCCCCAGUGUGCCACGGGAAACGCUUGCCUCUCACCCUGUUUCCCAGCGCCAACCUCCGGGGCAGGCAUCCGGGUGGAGAGAGGACUUGUCCCUCGUGGGUGGUGGUUCUUUAUAGAAAAAAUCGAAGCUUAGCAGCUCCUCGAGGCCCGGGUUUGGUAAAGGCUCCAGUGUGGUGGCCUAUGAAGGACAAUCCUGGCACGACUACUGCUUCCACUGCAAAAAGUGCUCCGUGAAUUUGGCCAACAAGCGCUUUGUUUUCCAUCAGGAACAAGUGUAUUGCCCCGACUGUGCCAAAAAGCUGUAAAGUGACAGGGGCCCCUGUCCUGUAAAAUGGAAUUGAAUCUUGUUGUUUGUGUCCUCACCCUCUGCCCUACACCAUCCAUAGGGAAAGAGUGGCCUUUCACUUCUUCAAAGUUGUUCUUUCUGUCUUUUCUCCCAUUUUACAGUAUUACUCAAAUAAGGGCACACAGUGAUCAUACUAGGAUGUAGCAAAAAGUAACUCCUCAGCGAAGUUAAUUUUGCGAUGGCUGCAGUUAAAAAACAAACUUAGAUAGAUCUACUCUUCUGCAUGUUUAUCAUAGAGCAGAAAAGUGCUAACCAUUUAGCUGCUUAGUGAUGUAAGCAAGAAGCCUAAGAGAUAAAGCUCCCACUGAGGUGCCCUUCGUGACUCAGCUGGGACCCACUGCCAUCACACAAUACAAAGAGUUGCAGCGGCUGCUCCAACUCACUGCUCACCCUCUUUUGUGAGCAGAAAGAGAACUUACUGAAGUGCAUGGUUUCACUUCCUCAUCAAAACCUUCCUUCUGUUCUUUUGUGCUUUUGAUUGACUAAUACAAAUUUCUAGAAAUUAACAUUUGAACUUAGCUGUGAUUCUAAACUGACCUUUUUACCUGUACUAAUAUUUGAGUUCCCCGUGUGCCGUGUUUUCUGAGCGUUCCUACUGCCAAGCAUGGAACAUGCAGGUGAUUUGGAAAGUGUAGGCAGAUCUGAGAAAACGAGCCUGUUUCAGAGGAAUAUCAUCACCAUGAAUACUUCUGGAAGUUUAACAAAACUAACCCACCUGUCGUUUUUCUCUUUUUAAUAAUAUUUUGUUUUAAUAUUAAUAGCAACAUGGUUUAUGGGUUUGGAGACUUGCAUGAAAAUAUUUUAGCCCGCUCAAAUGUU